ACUUCUUUAUACAUCGUGCAUAAAAGUUGUCUCCACCCGUUAUGUACUACAUAGCGUGACGUAAGGGGGACAAAUGGUCAUGUGACGUGAUCACGUGGUGAUAUAUGUAAUAUGGCCGAUGCAAUCCGUGAUCGAUGUGAUACACGUGUCGAGAUAUUAAAGUGAAAUAUUAAAUAUAACAAAUAUUUACAAUGCCGGCGUGUUGCUGCAUUAUACAUUUUAAAAAUAUGAAGCGGAAAAAAAACUUAGACAUAAUAUAUCAUAGAUUUCCAUUUAAAAAUACAAACAUCAUAAACUAUUGGAUUGCGGCAACAGGACGAGAUAAUUGGAUUCCAUAUUCAGAUGCUCGAAUAAGCAGUGUGCAUUUUACACAUAACGAUUAUUAUAAUAUAAACAGCAAUCCACAGAAACGAUAUUUAAAACCGGAUGCAAUACCAACACAAAAUGUAUGUGCAAGUAUAUUACAAUUAUUACAACAAAAUACUGCAAAUGCUAAUGAUCAAGAUGCAUCAAUAUCAAAAGAUGAUCAAAAUAACGAUAUUUUCAAAGAAGAGGCGACUCAUCGGACAACUGACCUUUUAACUCUUCGUACAGCGUCUGUAGAAUCCUACAUUCGAAACCUGAAAAUAAAACAAAAUAUUACAAUUACUAGAAUUGUUUUGUAUUAGAUAAUAAUCACUAAUCAAUCAAAUAUUAUUAGUGAAUCAUUAUUAAGAAUGAUAAUCUGUUUAAUAAUUUAAUAAUUUUACAUAAUAUAUUAAUAUAUACAU
Messenger RNA from Ooceraea biroi (clonal raider ant), 770 nucleotides. RefSeq names its product THAP domain-containing protein 4. NCBI's taxonomy places the organism in Eukaryota, Metazoa, Arthropoda, Insecta, Hymenoptera, Formicidae. The record is from RefSeq and is a predicted model, not a curated record.